UGGUAGCCGUGGCCUGCGGCCGGCUCCUCUCCGUCUGUACCCUCCGUGCGGCCUCGUUCCGUGUAGCUCAGCUAUCAACUCCUCGUGCCAGUAACAACAGCAGCAGUUAAGUGGCACCUGAGCACCGUUCGCUUUGUUAAUUGAGGUGCUAUUUAAUUUUCCUUUUUACUACUGGUCUAGUAGUGUGCGUGUGAAGUGUGCCUAAUAAGAAGCAACAGCCAUGGAAGUCGGAUUUCUCUUAGAUAUUGGCAAAAGCCUUCUGGCGCAGGCUGCUGAGAAUGCAUCUGAACCGGAUUCCGCCCCUGAAAAAUCGAAGUAUCAGGCAACAACCGGAGGGAUGGUGACAGCAUAUGCUAGCAUUCUAAUUAUGUCGAUUUUACCAAUCAUCUUCGGAAGUUUCAAGUCCGCUCAAAAUCAGAAGUCGUCGAAGGAGUCCGGUGAACAAACCGAAACUAUGUCAACUAAGGAUGCAAUGAUGUUUCCCCUAGUCGCUUCGGGUGCAUUGUUCGGCCUGUAUGUGAUAUUUAAGAUUUUCGGUACCCAACACGUCAAUAUGCUAUUGACAUUUUAUUUCUUUUUGAUCGGAGUUCUAGCGUUGGCACAUGUAACAGCACCAAUCUUGCGUCACGUCAUCAACGAAAAACUCGUUCGCAACGAGGAGUACCAUCUCCAUAUGCAACGUCUGAAGGCAAAGGAUACAGUGUUCGAAUUGGCAUUCGAUCACUUCGACCUAAUGGCGUUAGCGUUUGCGUGUGGCCUGGGGGUUUGGUACCUGCUCAAGAAACACUGGAUUGCCAACAACGUUUUCGGGCUUGCCUUCGCUCAUAACGGCAUUGAGCUUCUGCAGCUCAACUCGGUGGCUACCGGCUGCAUUCUCCUUGGAGGAUUGUUCGUCUAUGAUGUGUUCUGGGUUUUUGGUACCGACGUCAUGGUGACCGUCGCCAAAAGCUUUGAAGCCCCAAUCAAAUUGCUGUUCCCACAGGAUUUCCUUGAAGUGGGAGUGUGGGGAUCGCACCAUGCAAUGCUUGGCCUAGGUGAUAUAGUCAUUCCUGGCAUAUUUAUCGCUUUGUUGCUUCGCUAUGACCUGAACAAAGGUUCUGGCUCGAAACUUUAUUUUAUAGUAGCAUUCAUUUCGUACGUGAUUGGCCUACUCAUCACCGUCAUCGUCAUGACCGUUUUCAAGCAUGCCCAACCCGCGCUGCUCUACCUAGUCCCACUGUGCGUUGGCAUACCCCUAUUUACUGCUUUUGUAAAGGGUGAAAUUAAGGAGCUUUUCCUGUACCGCGACAAUCCCGACGAGGAGACGGCCGCUGUUGUGCAGCCUUCUCAGGAUCAGAAAACGGUCAUUGCCGGAAAGGAAUCGAGUACAAAGAACAACUCUACCGAUGGAGAAAAGAACGGAGUCGCCACUCGUUCGAAAGCGAAAAAGGACAAUUGAAGUGAGCGGUACUCAUCGUUAGGAGAACUUAGUCCGAGUAUUCCUUUCUGAAUUAAACUACCAUUGCAAUUGUAUUAUACGAUCUUGUAUCUAUUGAAUGGCCGCCGGCGUCAUUGGAGUUGAGUCACUUGUUUCUAAAAUUUGAUCGAAAACAACGAACGCCAGACAAUAUAUAUUGUUACAUAUUGACAACAGCAGUUUUAUAGCGAUACCUAAGCGUUCGAGUACUAACGAAACGACCCCGGACUCCCACUGCUACCGAGCCAAGGACGUCGUCGAAGUAGCAUAAAAGUUACCAUUUAUUAAUAACAUAUAAUCUAUGCUUUUACUAUAUAAUUGACAUCAUUUACAACAACCAGUAGUAUAUUAUUAGAAACGAUUGCAACUGUUAUCGUCAUAAAUGUUGUAUAAUUUGCUCAGGAUUAGUAUACAUAAAUGGAGCUAGAUGCAUAAGUAAGCAUAUGUAACACUUUGAAAUGCGGCAAAGCGUCGACGACAACGAGAGAGAUCAAUGUUUAUAACAACAAAUACGUACUCCGGAGAGAACUGGAAACAAUAUAUGAUUUGUUGCUGAUCAUGUACAUGCGAAACAAAAGUGCUGUAUGGUGUCACCUUGAUGAGGUCGCGUUCUCCUCUGUUGCGGCACAUGUCAGUCUGCCACGGAAGCUCGUCUGAAGAGUAUCAGAUAGCUGCGAAAGCCGCGCUUUUUUUUUUUUUUUUUCAGAAAAUCAAUGGCAACAAUAACGAAACAAUACAUGUUCUUGAAUGUACAUACACAUUUAGGUUGAAAUAGGUUGAAAUAAACGAUAUUUCCAAUCAGGCAAUAGUUUUAUAGCUGAUUUUUGUCUAGAAUCUCUUUUCCUUUUCUUCGAUCAGUAUGCUUUGAUCUUUGUCAUGACUUCCUAUUUCAUUUUGCUUUCAACGUGCCUAACGGCUCUUGAAAUUUAAAAGCAUUUCGACAAAAUUGUUGGGACCUGAUCCACAGGUCGGUAGUAUGUGCUUAGUAAAGGCGGCAGAACCGAAUGUGUAUCGUUAAACAAAGUUAGCAGUUCCACCUAACUAAGACUAAGACCAGGAAUCAAUAGCAGUUAACGUAUGUUUUACUAGCCUGUAUGAAGUUUAGAGUUUUUAUUUGCAAUCUAUUGUCUUAAUCUGCUUUUACUCGCAACAGGUCGCGAUGUGAAUGUUGUCUAUUUAGGCUAGAUAGGUUGCGUUGUGUAGGCGUAUCUGACGCACAAUGUUUUCAGAUGAUGUCAGAGGGGGCCAGUGAGUGCGGGACGAAGAUGUCAAAUGCACACACGCCAGCCCAGUGCGUCUUGAUAGGAUUCGUAAACUAAUGUAAAUACAUAUAUUUUAAUACACAAUAUAUAUACAUAUAAUAUCGCGGAACUUUUGUCUAGGUCAUAAGUAGAGGGUCAGUUUUCGGCAGUAUAAAGCAAAGACAAAAUCUACAACAUAAAUGCCAUAACGACGAAGAAGCGAUAAAAGAAAUUAAGAAAGAGGUUGCAACGUGUUGCGAUCAAGUUAAAACAGCGUAGGCGCUUGUUUAUAAAGCUUGGCGAAUAAGUGCGCCGGCAGUUACGGCGGCUUAUAUAUGUACAAUAGUUUGUUGGAAGAGAACGAGCGUCAAGGAAUAAAACCGGCGACUUUGAACGUUUCUCGUUAUCCGAAGGUUAACACGAGUUUCAAGCAAAUGGAAACAAAAGCCUUUUUAAUGUUCUUCCAUUUUUGGUGACGAUCAUUAAUGAAAAUAUCAGUAUUUUGUACGUUAUGACCAUAAGCGGUGUUAGCUAUAAAAUAUAGAAGGUAUGGCAGUGUAAAGAAUUUCUGUGGCGUUUCAAAUCAAGAGAAACUUUCGAUUAUUUUCUCGUUUAAUUAGGAUAAAUAUAGAAAAGGUAUAUAGAGACGUAGCUUUCCAGUCGUAGGAGAUGGUGGCAAUUCUCAUUUUACGGUUCAUUUGUGGACAAAUAUUGAAUGUAUGCUAAGUUAAAUAGCGAUACAAAUGAUGGCAAAUCAGAAGUCACGUCAAACAAUAUCAUCAAAGAAUAAUACCACUCAGUAAAAGCCGAAAGCUCUUGUUGGUAACAAAGAAGCAAUGAAAGACGGACGUCGUCGUCGUCGUCGUCGUCGUUGAAGGUGCAGCAUAUACAUACAUAUAUCGUAAUAGUGUAUACAAACAGGAAAUUAGAACAAGUGAAAAGAAUCAGUCACACGCAAAUAUAACCUACGCUAUAAAGCGGUGCCAUUAUUUAACCGAAGGUUGGAGGAGGUCGCGGCGUAAACUCAGUGCGUCCUUCACUAUGACACAGUGCUGCCUCCUCAGACGGCCCUGCAACGCUUACCGCACGAGCUGUCUUACCAUCGACGUGUCUACUAUAUUCGGCUGGGGUCCUUCCGUUUAACUAAGUAUGAACAUAAUUAUCCUACCUAUAAACUUUGCUGUCUCUACGUUUACGCGGGCAAUAUAUAUUCAAUUCAAAUUGGUAUGUUGACAACAGGUACGCUUUGUUUACUGUUUUUAACCGCAAUAAAAAUCGAAAAAUAUCGCA
Messenger RNA from Varroa destructor (honeybee mite), 3987 nucleotides. Its product is annotated as signal peptide peptidase. NCBI's taxonomy places the organism in Eukaryota, Metazoa, Arthropoda, Arachnida, Mesostigmata, Varroidae. Gene Ontology annotation, molecular function: aspartic endopeptidase activity, intramembrane cleaving. The record is from RefSeq and is a predicted model, not a curated record. Gene Ontology annotation, biological process: membrane protein proteolysis. Gene Ontology annotation, cellular component: lumenal side of endoplasmic reticulum membrane; membrane; cytoplasmic side of endoplasmic reticulum membrane.